AUGGAGCUGUUCGCGCGCGCGAAGGUGGUGCGGCUGAAGAGCUACCACGACAAGUUCCUGUACGCGGACGAGGACGAGGCGCACGUGACGCAGGACCGGGACGGGUCGUCGGCGAACGCGCGGUGGACCGUGGAGUCCUCGCCGCACAACCCGGGGGGCGCCAUCCGCCUGCGGAGCCGGUACGGGCACUACCUCACCGCGUCCGGGGAGCCGUUCCUGCUGGGGAUGACGGGGCGGAAGGUGACGCAGACGCCGCCCGCCGCGUCGCGCCCCGCCAACGCAUCCGUGGACUGGGAGCCCGUAAGGGACGGCUUCCAGGUGCGGCUCCGGAGCAAGGCGGGACGCUUCCUCCGCGCCAACGGCGGGGUCCCACCCUGGAGGAACUCCGUCACGCACGACGUGCCACACCGCACCGCCACGCAGGACUGGGUGCUCUGGGACGUCGAGAUCGUGCAGCUCCUCACGCCGGCGCCGCCCGAGCGCACCGGCUCCGCGCCCGUCGCUAAGUUGCCGGACUCGCCGCCCGCGCCGGAGCUCAGCAAGCCGCCGCCGCAGACGCACGCGCCGCACCACCGGCCAUCCAAGUCCUACGCGGCGCCGCCGCCCACGCUGGAGCCCGAGGCGCCGCCGCCUCCGCCGCCCAAGCUCUCCAAGCUCGAGUCCUCUCUUUCUUUCCAGCCCCCCUUGCACAAGGUGGAGGGACGUGCCAUCCAUUACCACAUUGCAGACGAUCUGGGCAAUGUGGAUGACGGCACAGUUGGACACUCCUUCACAUUCAAUGGCAGCAACUUGGAGGAGCUCGCCCACAAGUUGCAAGAGGAGACGGGUCUGGAAGACAUCAUCAUAUGCACACGCAGUCCUAUCAAUGGGAAGCUCACUCCUCUCCGUCUGCAGCUGCCACCGAACAAUGCAGCAAUGCAUAUCGCGCUCGUCCAGGAGUCCUCAAAAGCAAGCAACCACCCUGUCUAUGAUAUCUGUGCUAUCUUAUUUGGCCUGUACUUUCAUGAUGUCAAGCACCAUUUUAAAGGGUACCGGGAGUGGAUGUCCGCAUAA
Miscanthus lutarioriparius is the source of this 1053-nucleotide messenger RNA. NCBI's taxonomy places the organism in Eukaryota, Viridiplantae, Streptophyta, Magnoliopsida, Poales, Poaceae. The record is from the annotation of a GenBank genome assembly.